AUGGCUACGGCCAUCUCCGCCUCCGCGCUCCUCUCCUCCACAUUCGCCGGCGAUAGGCGCCAUCGCCGCGCGGCGAGGCCCGCGCCCCGCCGCGCCGUCCCGGCUGGCCUCACGGUGCGGUGCGAGCAGAGCGACAAACAGAAGCGGCAGCCUCUUUCCGCACUCGUUCCCCGCGAGCAGCGCUUCAUGUUCGAGGGCGACGAGCUCUGCGGACCCGACAUAUGGAACACAACAUGGUACCCUAAGGCUGCUGAUCACGUAACUACCGAGAAGACGUGGUAUGUUGUUGAUGCAGAGGACAAGAUUCUUGGCAGGCUAGCAUCUGCUAUCGCAGUGCAUAUGAGAGGGAAAAAUGAGCCCACAUACACUCCAAGUGUGGACAUGGGGGCUUUUGUUAUUGUGGUUAAUGCAGAGAAGGUUGCUGUUUCUGGUAAAAAGAGGUCACAGAAGCUCUAUAAAAGGCACUCUGGACGGCCCGGUGGAAUGAAAGAAGAAACUUUUGAUCAGCUUCAGAAAAGGAUUCCGGAGAGAAUUAUCGAACAUGCUGUGCGUGGCAUGCUUCCUAAGGGCAGGCUGGGCAGAAGACUAUUUACCCACCUCAAGGUGUACAAAGGAUCAGAGCACCCGCAUGUGGCUCAAAAACCUGUUCCGCUGCCCAUCAGAGACAAAAGAAUAAUGAAGUCUGGCUAG
Triticum turgidum subsp. durum (durum wheat) is the source of this 690-nucleotide messenger RNA. The record is from the annotation of a GenBank genome assembly. Lineage: Eukaryota; Viridiplantae; Streptophyta; Magnoliopsida; Poales; Poaceae.